AAACCGCAGGGAGAGACCGAGAUUUCAGGGAGGAGGACAGUUGGAAAGUUAAAGAAGAGGGAAAUCUCCAAUAUGGAAGACGAGGACUAUUCUGGUCUCCGACAGCACUCGGCCAUAUGGAAUUCUGCGAUUCAUCUUCUGUCAAAAGAGGAGGUUUGAUUGACAAUCGAUGUUGUAACAUCCUUGGCAACCUGAGGAUAAUGCCAGGGAAUGGAUGAAGAACUACUGCGGAUGGCUGGAUUUAGUCAUUGGACUGAGUACUGUAGCCUACAGACGAGAGCAUAUGGAUAUUAAGCUGAAUUCCAUGUUCAACGUUUCCCUAUCUCACAUCUACACAGAAGGACGAUGCUCUGAAUGGUUUAAAUUGUAUCGCGAAAGACGUAGCACUAAUAUAUGUCUAUGAAGAAAACAUUUUGCGCAUUGAGUUCUCUGGAAUGUCCUCGUCAUCCAUCAGUAUCAUUUACUAGUUCGCCGCCAGGAGAAUAGGAAUUAGCUUCAGCUAGAUGCAAGUAUGGGUGAUGCUGUGGAUAACAAGGAGACUAAAAGGACAUUCAUCGUGCCGGCCAUCAAAUCUUUUGACCACUACGAUUUCACAAGGGCUAAAAUAUCUUGUAGUCUAGCAUGGCUCGUUGCCAAAGCCUUUGGGUCAGACAGUGUGCCGGAGGAGCUGCUGGAGCCGUUCUACAGGGACCAGUACGAGCAGGAGCACCUGAAGCCCCCCGUGGCCACCCUACUGCUGUCGGCCGAGCUCUACUGCCGCGCCGGCAGCCUCAUCCUGCGCAGCGACGCCGCCAAGCCCCUGCUCGGACACAACGCCGUCAUCCAGGCGCUCGCCACGCGCGGACUCUACGUCACCGACCAGGAGCGCCUGGUCACCGAGAGGGACCUUUGCAACGCCCCCAUACAGAUGAGUGGACACCUGGCGAUGAUUGACACUCUGAUGAUGGCCUACACGGUGGAGAUGGUGAGCGUGGAGCGAGUGCUGUCCUGCGUGCAGAGAUACUGCCCUCUCUUCCCUGACGACGACAUCCCAUACGAUGCAGAGGACGCUGUGACCACAUGGUUGAACAAGGUGAACGAGCAUCUGAGAGAUAUUUUGGCCCACGACCAGAGGACCCGCGAGGCCUCCCCUGGGGACAAUGCUGCUGCUCAGAGAUCUCGCUACAGAAGGGAGGACGCCAAGCCCCGGGCGUCUCACUGCCUCCCCCUAGUGGAGAACCUGCUGAAGGACAACACAGAUGGCUGCGCCCUCGCUGCCCUGCUCCACUUCUACUGUCCCACCUCCGUCAGGCUGGAAGACGUGUGCCUGAAGGAGACCAUGUCCCUGGCGGACAGCCUCUACAACCUGCAGCUGGUGCAGGACUUCUGCAGCGAGAACCUCAACCACUGCUGCCACUUCAGCCUGGAGGACAUGCUCUAUGCCUCCUCCUCCAUCAAGAGUAACUACCUUGUGUUUAUGGCCGAGUUGUUCUGGUGGUUCGAAGUGGUAAAGCCUUCCUUUGUACAGCCCCGAUCCUUUGACACCAAAGUUCCAGAGCCACCACGGUCAUCAACUAAAAUGGCUCCCAUUUCCAAAAACAAGCCUAACUUCCUGGAGAGAUCAUGCAGUCCAGAGCAGACAAGCUCACAACCAAAUUCUUCAGCUAUGAUGAAGCGUUCCUCUUCCAUGUCGUAUGUGGACGGUGUGGGAACAUGGCCAAAAGAAAAGAGAUCGUCAGCUCACGGCAUUUCCUUCGAGAUCCCCUUUGAUGACGAGGUGACGCCGGUCAUCCCGGGGUCGUCGUCGGGUCGCGGCAUGGCCCGCUCGGCCAGCACAGAGGGCCUGGGCUUCAAGGUGCACCAUGCCAACCGCAACAUGCGGCGGAACCUCUCCUUCCAGCCAAUCAACGGCCAGGAGGGUUACAUACAGGAAGAGGACAGUGAUGAGUUCUCAGAGGCCAACAGGCGCGCCGGAAGACCACGCAGCAGGAGUGAUGCAAAGUAUUCCAAUGGCUUGUUGCCAGAGAGCCCCGGCCACCCGCAGGCCACCACCCCCAGCAUAGAGGAGGCCCUAAAAAUCAUCCACGCCACAGAGCAGAGCCACAGCCACAGCAGCCUGCCCACUACCAGUGCCGGCGAGAGCAGCUUCUUCCUGCACGGCCGAGAAAUACCGGACCUCUCCACAAGCAACAUCCCCCACCACCACCACCACCACGACAACGGUAAUGACGACGACAACAGCCAGCCUGGUGAUGGGAUCAGCUGCUGCACGGUGCGGGCGGAGGACGCUGACCUCAACUCGACGUCCACGGAGGUGGACACGGGCAUCCACGUGCGGACCGAGGACAUCCAGGACGGACAGGACGAGGACUCGUCUCUCAAGGACUACUCGGAUAUGGACCAGGACUACGAGGUGCGCUCCUGCCCGCUGCCAGACUCCUCCGCCAGCCCGUCCAUGAGCCUGAUAGGCGCUCGCUCGCUCGGCUGCGGGAGCCCGGCGUCGUCCUCGGGCUCCGGCGGCGCCGUGCGCAUGACCAGCUUCGCCGAGCAGAAGUUCCGGAAGCGGAACCAGGCGGAGGGCCGGAAUAGCGGCAGCGGUAGCAACACUCCAGAGAGCUCCGAGCUUAACAUGCCGAACGCGACAUCCACAACAACAGCGGCACACACAUCUGUGGCGGCAACGUUGCCAGCUGCAGUGGGCAGAGCCGUGAUGACGCCCAUUGAGACUCGUAGCCCCGCCCACCUGACGUCCCCACGCGACCCGGGCCACAUCCUGGCCUCGGAGAUGGUGCACCUGAAGAUGAAGCUGGAGGAGAAGCGGCGCGCCAUCGAGGCGCAGAAGAAGAAGGUCGAGGCGGCGUUCACGCGCCACCGCCAGCGCAUGGGGCGCACAGCGUUCCUCAACGUCGUCCGGCGUAAAGGCGGCUCCACGUCCCCAUCUCCCGUCACCGAAACGCCCAGCAGCACCCCGAACUUCGCCAAGCCCCCUUCCCCGUCCCCGUCGGCAGCUGUCGCCGCUGACCCCGCCUCGGCUCAUGUGACGCCGACCCCCGGCAGCGGGGCUGGCGGCGAUGGGGCGGGGCUGGAGCGCUGCAAGCCGGACGGGGCGGCGCCCAAGUCUCCCGUGGAGGACGGCGCGGCGGAAGUGGACCUGACGGAGUACACGCGCACCAUCGAGCGGCUCAACACCUCGCUCGGCUUCCUGCAGACGGAGAUGCAGCGGUUGGCGCGGCAACAAGAGACCAUCAUGCAGAUGCGCGACACGCAGUCCUGGGUUAUCUCGCCGCCCUCGCACCCGCCACAACCGUCGCCGCAGAAGACAUUUCUACGGGAGCUGCGCAGCAGCAGCGUGACGGGGCGCGGUGGAGGCUCCGUGGGUUCGCUGUCGCCCAUCCUGUCCUCCUCGGCUACCGGAGGAGGGGGUGGCGGGGGUACCGGGUCACCCCGCACCACGCACCGAUCCCCGAGCACCAUCAAGAGGAAGUCGGCGUCCUUCCACGCCAGGACCCCGCGCACGCCGCGGCCCAGCGAGCUCAAGAUCACGCCCUUCAGUCGCAUGCUCAACACGCCGCAGUCGGUGGACAGCCUGCCGCGGCUUCGCCGGUUCUCGCCCAGCACGACGCAGACGGCCUGCUUUGCGUACCUGGGCCACGACUCCAGGCCCACGUCUUCUGGAGCAGCCAGUGGAGAACAGGAGACCAAGGACAGCAGGGUGCAGGCAGGCCCGGACCAAGCCAAAGACAAGCCCCAGGGGGCGGACGCAGAGCCAGGGAAGAGCCAGGAAACGGCUCAAGCCGAGGGUGAGAAAACAACGACAAGGGAAAAGGAAGAGCAGAGGGAGAGAGGAGCGAAAGAUGCAGGAAGGAAAGCAGCCGGCAUCAGUAGCAACAGAACUGGGUCUGUUGGGGAGGUGCUGUGUCAGCCACUGUCGGAGGCAUGUGUGGCGACGAAGACGACGGCUACCGUGACCACCAGCUCCAAGGGCCAGCAGGAGGCCCAGUCCAGGAAGGACCUGAUUGAGGUUCCGCUGUCGGUUCUGAAGCCUUUGGAUGGACAGAUGGAGUGUGGCCUGGAGUCGGGCCCGGAUGGAGAACCGGGACUGGAGAACCAAGACCAGAAGAUGUGCUGCGGGUUCUUCUACAGGGACGACCAGCAGGGGGAGGAGGACAUAGCCCAGAAGCGUGCUGCACUGCUGGAGAAGCGGCAGAGGAGGGAGAAGGAGACGCAGCAGAAGAAGCAGCAGCUGGAGGCCGAGCAGGAGCAGAAGAAGGAGGCAGCACGGGUGAAGGCAGAGGAGGAGCGUGUGAAGCGUGAGGACGAGAAGGCACGUAGGGAGUACAUCAAAAACGAGUACAUGCGCAGGAAGCAGCUCAAGCUGAUGGAGGACAUGGACAGUGUCAUCAAGCCCCGUCCCGCCAGCAUCAAGAAGAAGCAGCGGCCCAAGUCUAUGCACCGGGACAUCAUGGAGUCCCCGAAGCCGCCCGUCAAGGCCACAGGGUCACGGCCACGUGGAUAUUCAGUAUCCAGCCUGUCUCUCGCAUCCUUGAACCUGGCAGACAACGAGAGUGUCCAGUCUGAUAAGAGAACUCCACGGCCGGACUCUGCAGAAGGCUACCUUUCUCCCUGCCAGUCUGUGAGUCGAAACGGAGAGAACUGGGAAAACGAGUCCACCACCUCGUCUGUGGCAUCCAACACCGAGUACACAGGGCCAAAGUUAUACAAGGAGCCGAGUGCGAAGUCCAACAAAUACAUCAUUCAGAAUGCACUCGCUCACUGCUGCCUCGCUGGCAAGGUCAAUGAAGGGCAGAAGAACAAGAUACUGGAGGAAAUGGAGAAGACGGAGUCGAACAGCUUCCUGAUCCUGUUCCGGGACUCGGGUUGCCAGUUCCGCUCGCUCUACACCUACUGCCCGGAGACGGAGGAGAUCACGCGGCUCACCGGCAUCGGGCCCAAGACCAUCACCCUCAAGAUGAUCGAGAGCCUCUUCAAGUACAACUCGGACAAGAAGCAGUUCAGCUGCAUCCCCGCCAAGACCAUGUCGGCCAACGUGGACGCCAUCACCAUCUUCGGACACCUGUGGCAGACCAAGAAACAGGGGACGCCCAAGAAGUUCCAGCCCCUUAAGUCUUAGUUAGCCUAGUCUAGUCGUCGAGACCAUAGGUGCCGGAAAGGGGGAUGCAGUGGUGCAUUGGCAUCCCCACUUUUGGGCUCCCUAAAUGAGGCUUUCUCAACUUUUACUGCAGACAAAUGAGUGGAGAGGAGUGCAGAAAUAAAGAAAUAAAGAAUCAAGAAAAAAAAUGCACCACCACUUUAAAACUCGUUCCGGCGCCCUUGAUCGAGACUCCUGCUAAUUGUCCACCUCCUCCUUCUCCGCCUACUAGGUGUAAAAGAGACACAUUCAACCAACACCUCAGUUGUAGAGAUUUAGGAUUUGCUAAUACAGCCUAGAGAAAUUUUUGCUCCACCAUUCACAGUAUUUCACCUAGUCCAGUCCACCUGGGCAAAGUGUUUGACUUUAGUGAUAAUGAUCACCUUGAAUGUAAACAACCAGAACAAAAACAAAACAUAAUCAUAUAUCAUCUGGCAUCAGGCUUCAUCUGACAUCCAUUAUGCUACCCCGAUGGGGGUUUUAUCUGUAGUGUGUGUGUGUGUUACUGUGUGUAUCACGCACAACUGUUUGAGCGCAUGUCUAUGCAUUUGCAUAUGUGUGUAGGUGCUUGUGUGUGUGCGUGUUUGUGCCAAAAUCGAAUGGAGAGGAUGCCACCCCCCACCCUCCCACUAUGGUGUGUGGACAAUUGGAGCACUGAGUGUCACUUUGUGUGGAAAACAGCUAUGGUUUUUAAUCAUAUGUUCGUUGCCUUUGAAGGGGGCUUAGGCCUGACUUACUUUGUGUGCAGUUAAAGAGGGCCCCCAUACUACAAUGAAGCAAAUGUAUCACCGAUAAUGGUAGCAUAUGAUGCGCUUGUGAUUGUUGAGAAGAACAGUGUCUUCAAGCCUUAGGCCAAAAGUUUUUUUUUCUUUUGGCCAAAAGUGGUCGUGGGAAAAAAAGAGUAAAUGUAUGACGUGUGAGGUAAACUUUUUUUUUUAACACAUUACCAUUAUUUUGUUAAUCUUUACAAGAACGUAGAUUACUACUGUGGAAAUCAUGUUCACCAGCAGCACUCACCCUGUGU
Molecule: messenger RNA, 6152 nt
Organism: Engraulis encrasicolus (European anchovy)
Lineage: Eukaryota; Metazoa; Chordata; Actinopteri; Clupeiformes; Engraulidae
Gene: camsap2b
Product: calmodulin regulated spectrin-associated protein family, member 2b
Exons: 20
Coding region: 512-5110 (1532 amino acids)
Biological process (GO): cytoplasmic microtubule organization; neuron projection development; negative regulation of microtubule depolymerization
Cellular component (GO): microtubule minus-end
Molecular function (GO): spectrin binding; microtubule minus-end binding; calmodulin binding
Source: RefSeq, a predicted model, not a curated record